GAAUUCACUACCACGGGAGCGAACCUUGUGUUCUUAUUUGUCGAAAAAUAUCACGUCAAAAAACAUUAAGUGGAGACGGACUGCGCAUAUGCGAAAUAUGCUGUUAAUUAUUCGAUGAAAGAAAGGCCAGUGUGUCAAUAAGUGAUUGUACGGUAAAAGCUCACUAUAUCGAACUGAAGCUGCGAAACAAAAUUUCGUCAUCCAGAGCUCAGUUUACCAGCAGUACACCUGCCGUUUCUAUGUGAAAACGACUGCAUAUCAAGAUCAUACUGUCUGUUGUAUGAUUGAAUUAAUGUUAUUACUAACAGCGAGAGCAAUGUGCUGGAAAACGUUCCCUUUCGCCUCGUUCAUAUUGGAAGUCAGACUUAAAGAGGUAAACCGCUACGUUUUGCAAAUAGCAAGUUGCUAGGAAAUUGCAGUUGAAUAUCAGGAGCGAAAUUCGAUACAAAAGAUUAACUAAAACGAAGUACUGAAUUAACUAGCCGAGCUAGUUACUACAUCAGUAGUAUAUGAAUUAACACUGAUGUCACAAAAAGGAAAUUUGCAUGUGUUCUACAAUCUUAAACUUUAUGUGAGCUUGGUAAUGAUUUUAGGAUAUCAUUAUAUAUUUACUCGGUCUUUUUAACAACAUAUUUGAGAAGUUCGCAUGUAAAAGUUGCACUCGCCAUGAAAUAAUUUUAAUAUCACCCAGUAACCUUUAAUUUCUUGUAUCGUCAAACAUCUGCUGGUUUUAGUUGACAUUAUCGGAAAAUUGUUUCUGACAGGUUUCAUUUGAAAGAUUGCUGUUUUUAAAUCGACGCCCAAUAUAAGCAUCUUUCGACAGCAACUUUAAAAGCAAACCUUUAACCAGUAUAGUAUGUGGAAGAUAUUUGCAGCGCUGUAUGAAAAUGAACCACAGAAACACUGAGAUAAUGAAUCACAAGUAUUUCUUUUGUAGUCACAAAUUUUUUAUAUCCCUUUAUUGGUGUUACACAUAAAUUUAUUUGCAGAAAAAGAAAUACAGACACCUCAAUAAAUUCAGGUGUUUUUGGCUACUUAAAAAAACGGAAAGUCGUUCACUGACAGAUAGGAUACGCUUCUCUGAACGGGGGGCGGACGACUUCUUGUCUAAGCGAGUCGAAAAAUCAACAUGUUUUGUCUACUUGCGGAAAAUUUCCAAAAAAUUGACUGAGUUUAUGAAGUUUAGUUCCCAAAAUCUCACUGCGCAAGCGCUAACAGCCAUCUUAAGCGCUCUUAGCAUGGCCUGGUUAAUUGACUACAGAAUAACUUGUUAACUACUCCAAAAUUUUAAAAUACACGUGUUGCAUAUCUAUAAUAGAAUCGUUGCAUCGUUGCAAAACGAUCUUCAAACAAACCGUAUUGUGUCAAUCGGUUUUCGUCUUUUAGCGUCAAAUUUCUAAUAUGUAUGCUAAUUACGUCACGUACAGCUGUAAGCCCUUAUUACAGCACCGACGUCUACUUUUAAAACAUAUGAUGUUUUGAAAAAUUUUCAGACGAGAACGGAUGGUGUGGAGAACAUUUAAAAAGACGCCCUACGUGUGAGAUCGCAUUGUAAUUACUGAGAAGAUGGAGGAUUCAGAAGUUCUUCCGAAACGCAGGAAGCUCGAUCCGCCAGAAGAAGAGCCAAGUGGGCAAAAAGUACAGGAUGCUUUUUCCUCGGAAAAUGAAAGCAACGAAAAGACAACGACAAGCUGUAACGUGCCAAAUCACCACAAGAAAAUAAGAUGGAACUUUAAGCUGGUCCGCCCUGAAGUCCUCAAAUGCUAUCGGAGCAUCGUUGAUGGGUUGAAUCGCGCUGGACCAGAACGAAAAAGAAGCGAUGAGAAUGAAACCGUACCACUACAGCAAAAUGAUCUGAUUUCGAGGGAGGAGAAAAAGGAAAGUGCUUUCGGGCCAAAGAGAAAGCUGGACCCCGAUAGUGUUAAAAAUUGUGUGAAGGAGUCAACUUCAGCAGCAUGUGUGCUGCCAACGAGCUGUUCCAAAUUCCUGACCAUUUCUCACGAGAAGUUAGAACCUUCCAAAGAAAUCAAGAACGGAUGCACCAUGAAUAAUCAUGCACCAACGCAGCAAAAUAAGCUUGAGCGUUUGAUUCUAGAUACUCCAACUAAAGAGAAACUGCAUCACGAAAUAAGAAAAAUAAUCAAAGAUCAUACAAGAGAGGCGAUGGACAGAGCUGAAAGCUUGAAGUCUCGUAUAUCCACCCUAGAAAGUGAAAACCGUUGGUUAAAACAUAGAGUCACUCUCUUGUGGGGCGCUCUUAGGAAACAACUCACUCGUCGAAAGCAAAAUAAGGUUCCUACAACAGCAUUAAUAAGCUCCAAACUACAAGAAAAGCCACAAGUUAAGUCAGAUGAGAGUGGAUGUCUGGAAGCGUUGCUGCAGCCACAACUGCACUCUAAAACUGCAAUUGGAAAUAAAACAAAAGAUGGAUCAUCUAAUUCUCUCCAAAGGUCUGUCACCACUGACACCAACUAUUCCUUGCCCUUUGAUAGUGAAGCAGGUGAUGAGACUCAUGAGAAGGAUAAAGCACUCCCAGUUGUUGGAUCUGAUCCAAAAAUACGACCACCACAUAAUACUAUAAUCGCUUCAGUGGAGCACAGCAUCACCAAUGAUCGGACCACAAAAUCAGUCAGCACAGGUUCCAGUGGUCCCAUCGCAUCCAUCGGCCAAGACACAACGCUUGCCUCUAUUUAUCGUCCAAAACACGCUCAAACGUUGUCCAAAACCCCAGUUCAAACUGGAUUUGGACCACCAACAAAAACAGCCUUACACAAUCCAGUUUUGUCUCCAGUUGUUACUUUGCAUCAUAAAGGAAUUAAUGUACCCUCCAAUGGUAAAACUUCAAAUUCUGCACCAAAUCCCGUCUCCCUUCUUUGUCAAGUCUUGGACGAAAUCCUCGCCAGUUCUGCAAAAGAAGUCCCAAAUCAGUGUACUUUAAACCCGUUGUGUAGACUUGAAGCCCCCACACUACCCAAAAACGUCUACAAGCCUCUUACACAUACCGCCACAGGAAUAAUGACGUCCCAAACAACCCAUCCUGAAAACAAAGAGGUCUUAUGUAAGCAGCACUCUUCUGACCAAAAUAAGAAGAUAUCCAUGAAUUUGUCUUCCACCCAAACUGAAAAAACCUGUCAAGGCGACAACAAAACGUUAUUGGCUAAGCACACAGCAGCGGGAUACCUUUCUCCAAUUUCACUUGAUCAAGAGACAUCUAAAGUAGAAAGCAAGCACAGAGAAUUAUUGGGAAGUACUUGGAUUGUAGAGAAUGAAAGAAAAAAAGAGGCAUCACUUCUUACCAACGACGGUACGUGUUACUACAUAACCCAUGCAGAUACUCAGUUAACGGAUUGUCAACCACAAUCAAAUAUCGCAACCGUGGCCAGUCCAGUUAGCUCUUAUUCACAGCUACCAAAAUCGAUUCCUGAGAAUCCAUCGGUUUUGGGCAGUUCUGGCCAGUCAGUAGGCCUACUGAAUGGCACUAACACGCUAGCGCAAGCUGCAGGGCUUGGCAGUAAAACUACGGACCCAAUCCUUUCUCCAGAGAAGUCCAGUAAAACUCCGCCACUGGGUAGAACACUUGGUGAGAGCUACAAAAUUCACACCCGCGAUCUGAGCCACCAAGGUCUCAAUAACCACGCUUUAGAAGGAUAUUGCGUGAACUCCAAGUCACAAACUUCUCAAAGAAGUUUUAUUUCUCAGCCUGAGGAACCCCAGAGGUAUAAACGCGUCGUUGGGCAACAUGUUCCUAGCAAGGAACCUCUAAAAGGACAGUGUACAAAUGUAAUUACGAGACAUGUCGAUGAACACCAAAAGUCACUCAAAGUUAGAAACCAAAAAUUGGACAAAACGGAACUGUUGAACCCUCCAGAGCACGUAAACAGUCUUUCCCUCCAGUACGAGGAACGAGCGACUCACUCACAGCAAGAUAAUAGUGUUUCCGUAAAUGAACGUCUCUGUAACGGCGAUCAAGAUUUAGCUUCGGUUUCUCAAACCAAACUCAAGGCGAUGCCUUAUCAAGCUAAUCCAGAAGAGGGUGAUAAUUCCCUUUCACCUCCCAGAUUUUACAAUAGUCGAGAGUGCCAAGAACACACACUGAGGCAAGCCCAAAACACUACCUUGGCUCUAAACCAUGCCAUUUCCAAACCUAGGUUCUUGCCCUAUCCACCAAUAAGACCUAAAGAACAGCAGACCCCUUUCGUUCCAGUAAGAUCCAAUAUCCAAUACGUUACCAAAGUGAACAAGCAACAAUCGCCAAAGUCAGAUGGACUGCCACGACUAACAUCACCACUCAAUGGUGAUGCAUUCAGGUGGCCGCACAUCGAGGAAAAGUCUACAAAGAGUGGCAAUAAGGAAUUCUCUGACCAAUUACCAAAAUUUUCAUGUCCUCCAAGUGAUGUCCGGCUACAUAGCCCUUGUUCUUCCAGCACCAAUACGUCAUCGAAGUACAACAAAGAAAGUCUUUUGCUUCACCUUCUUCACUCCGAUCGCGUGCCAUACAUUCCAUAUCAUUUCCCGACGCGCAAUCUUCAGACUGUUAAUGCGGCCAAUCUUCCAAAUAAGAGCUCUGAAACAUGCAGACGGUAUGUUUACUUACAGCCAAAACGUUAUGUUCAGAACAGUAUACAAAAUCUAGAAGAGCCAUCCUUGUGCAAUAGCGAUAAAAUAAAAAGUGAAGGUAUAGCAUUACCCUGUAAGCCGGUUUUGACGGUCGGAGAAGGUUCUUUCAACAGUGCAUCCUUCCAUCCGACUUCAAACCCGAGCCCACGAAUAGAACUAUCACAUCCAUGUCAGCGGUACAUCACUCAACUGAGGAACUCCCCUCACCAAUUAUCUCACGACAAUCCCAUCUACGCAACUGCUAAACUACCACCGUAUGCAGAAAGUGAAUCACUCGAGCUAAAGAACAGUUCACAGCAAGGUUUGAAAUUUCCAAGCCCGUAUAGCUCGAUGAAACGGCAAGAGACCUGUCAACGAGAGGGUUAUGACGCGCAUGAAAUGCAUCUUCAAACGUCACUCUCAGAACACAAAAAAGACAACGACAAUCUACCACAGUACCAACGACCGCAUCUUGUCCAGCACCACCACAAAAAAAUCACCAGUAAAAGACAAGAACACCUCAGUGAAGAGUGGUUAAAAUCUUCUUCAGGUACUCCGAUACCUGUAUCAGAGCCGUCUGAAAAUCGUCAUCCACCUUGCACAGCUGUGAGCGGUGAGCCACAGAAACAGAAACAAGUAUCUUAAAAGAAAAGUACCAUAAAUGAUAAAUGUAUUUCCUUGGCAGGCAGCCAACUUAAAUCAACGUGACAUUUCAAGUUCUGAAUGGCAGCUGUUCAGAACCAGUCUAUGUCAUUAAAAUGGAGUCUUUUCAAUGCAUUUACGAGUCUUCUCACUUUUACCCAGGACUAAAUUUUAAUAAUAUUCACUCGCUAGAAAUUAAAUUUAACAUAAUAAAUAUGAAAGCUGAAGAUUAUAUUGGACUUUUUUAGAAUUAAGAUUUAAACUUGGCUUUUUAAAAUAAGAAAUAGCGAAAAAACUGUUGAAUAUGCAGUUUAAUAAUUUAACUUGUAUUAUUAAUUAACGGCUACAUUUGAAAAUAACGAAUAACGUUGAUAGUCCUUCUUCGGGUUAACAAUGUCACAUCAAUAACAAUGAAGACAUAAUAAGAGCUGAGUUUGCCACAUCAAUAACAAUGAAGACAUAAUAAGAGCUGAGUUUGCCACAUCAAUAACAAUGAAGACAUAAUAAGAGCUGAGUUUGCCACAUCAAUAACAAUGAAGACAUAAUAAGAGCUGAGUGUGCCACAUUAAAAUUAUAUUUUGUGAAGUUUCUUUUGACAUACUGAUUCUAUAACCUCACCAUUUCCAGAGGUGGGAUAAGAGAGUGUGAAACCGGGAACUUAGCAUCAGAAUCGCCAAUCUCAUUUCUUCGGUAAAAGAACAACCCGUUUUCAGAACUAACAUUGAAAAGCAAUAUCCCCAAUUUGUCAAGCAUAAUAUACCUUACCCUAGCACACCUAAUGUGUGCUUUUACUGACUUCAUGAGGGUGUGUUAUCACUAACUUCAUCUUUCAAGUACGAUAAUUCAUUGCGGACACAAUUAUGAUUACGUAUACCUCUUUCAUCAACCAGAUGGUUAUUUAAAUACUUAAUAUGUUAAACCUCCAUAAAAAUGUUUGCUACCAUUGUAUUGCGUUGGUUAGGCAGAAUAUUUAUUCAGAAUAUGAUAUUCAUUCUCCCUGUAUAUUUUGUUAGCUCGCAUUUGCAUUUUUUCCUUGGCAGACUGUACUGAGGCAAAAUGAAUUGGGCAGGGGUCUCUGCAUUUAAGGCUACUCCUAGAAUAAUCUUAGUAAAACUUGGCUCCCUCCGACCCCAGGAUUGAAGAUAUGCAUAAUUGGAUGGUUGGCAUAGGUAUGCUGGUUAUGAUCCUGUGUCAUGUUUUGACUGGACAUUUCUUGGCCCCUAUAUUUUUGCCUCUUGGGCUUAUCGCCAAGCUCCUUGGUAUUUUUCCUCCUGAGAAUCAUAGAUACAAAUGAUACAAUUUCGUGAUUGACUACCCUGCAUGAUAAUGAAAUUU
Messenger RNA from Orbicella faveolata, 6573 nucleotides. RefSeq lists its product as uncharacterized. The record is from RefSeq and is a predicted model, not a curated record. Lineage: Eukaryota; Metazoa; Cnidaria; Anthozoa; Scleractinia; Merulinidae.